CGUUGGCAGACCUGCAAAGAGGCAACGUGUUGGCUUGUGAGAAGAGUGUUUGUUUACUUUUAGUUAUGGAAUACUUACCUUAAAAAUUAAUUUGGUAUACCAGUGUCUUGAAACACAGUUGCGUGGUGCGAAAUGGAAAAUUGCCAGAAAAUCAAUGAAGUAACAAAGAAUGUUAAGAAGUCCAGAGUCGGUUUGGAAGAAAACAAAGAGAGAAAUAAUCAGACAUACUGGUGGUUAGUUUUUGGAGCAGUUUUACUACUGACAGCAUGGAGUAGGUUUCAUAAAGUUUCAGAACCUGAUCAUGUUUGUUGGGAUGAGACACAUUUUGGCAAGAUGGGAAGUUGGUAUAUCAAUCGGACAUUCUUUUUUGAUGUCCAUCCUCCUCUAGGCAAGAUGCUGAUAGCUUUAUCUGGUUACCUCACAGGCUAUGAUGGAAGGUUUGCUUUCGAGAAGCCUGGUGACAAAUACGAAGGUGUCAAUUAUGUGGGCAUGAGAGUGUUUUGUACCCUUUUGGGAGCCUGCAUUGUACCGUUUGCUUUUAUUAUUGUAUGGGAGAUGACCCACUCUUUAACAGCAUCUACUUUGUCAGCAUCGUUCAUUCUGUGUGAUGUUGGUAUUCUCACGCUGACUCAAUAUAUACUACUGGACCCCAUACUUCUCUUCUUUGUGAUGGGCUCUGUAUUGGGAAUGGUGAAAUUCCAUUCCUGCAAAGACAGAGCAUUUUCAUUCAGUUGGUGGGCAUGGCUGGUGUUUACUGGAAUAAUGAUUGCUUCAGCUAUCAGUGUUAAAUUUGUUGGUCUGUUUGUUGUUAUUCUGGUUGGUACUCAUACCGCAGCUGACCUGUGGGAUGUGCUAGGAGAUCUCUCCAAACCAAUUAGUUACACUCUUAGACAUUUUCUGGCCAGGGCAGUGUGCCUAAUAUUCCUGCCUGCUCUUCUGUAUGUCAUCUUUUUCUACAUCCAUUUGGUUGUGCUUAACAGAAGUGGUAAUGGAGAUGGCUUCUAUAGCUCUGCCUUUCAGUCACAGUUGGAAGGGAACUCUCUGUAUAAUGCCAGCAUGCCAAGAGAGGUUGCAUAUGGGGCAGUUAUAACACUCAAGAACCACCGUACGGGUGGCGGCUAUUUACACUCACACUGGCACCUGUACCCUGAGGGGGUAGGGGCAAGACAGCAGCAGGUGACAACUUACACACACAAGGAUGAUAACAAUCUCUUCAUAGUGAAGAAAUACAACAGUGAAUUGAUGGAUGAUGAUGAUGAUGCUGUGGAGAUUGUAAAAAACGGAGAUCUCAUCAGGCUAGAGCAUGUCACUACUCGAAGAAACAUCCAUUCCCACAAAGAGAUGGCACCGAUCUCCAAGAAACAUUAUCAGGUCACUGGGUAUGGAGAGAAUGGUACUGGAGAUGCAAAUGAUGUAUGGAAGGUUCUGAUUGUGGAUGGUAAAGAAGAUGAAUCUGUCACUACAGUCUCUAGCAAGUUAAAAUUCAUACACUACCUCCAGCACUGUGUUCUAACUUCUAGUGGAAAACAGCUUCCUAAGUGGGCAUAUGAACAACAGGAGGUAUCCUGCAAUUCCAACAUGAGAGACAAGAAUGCCCUCUGGAAUGUGGAAGAUAAUAUUUUUCCAAAAUUACCCAAUGUGAGUUUCGCAGUAUAUGCUCCGAGUUUCCUCGAGAGGUUCUUUGAAUCUCACGCGGUCAUGUUCCAAGGAAAUUCAGGCCUUAAACCCAAGGAAGGAGAGGUGACAUCAAGACCUUGGCAGUGGCCUGUUAACUACAGGGGCCAGUUUUUCUCUGGUAACAGCUAUCGGAUAUAUCUCCUUGGGAAUCCAGUGAUCUGGUGGGGUAAUCUGGUGUUUUUAGCCAUAUUUCUCAUAAUUUUUGCCUACAAUUCUGUAAGAGAACAGAGAGGUUAUCUGGAUCCCCCAUCAGUUAAAGAAAGCAAGCAUAGAGUGUUUAGUGCUUGUGGCUGGCUCUUCCUUGGAUGGGCUUUGCACUAUGUUCCAUUUUGGGCAAUGGGCAGAGUCCUGUACUUCCAUCAUUACUUCCCAGCUUUACUUUUCAGUUCCAUGUUAACAGGAAUCAUUUUGAACUACAUGCUAGACAGCAUAUCUCGGUUGCUACCAAAGAGGAUGGCCAAUGGCAUGUACCACUGGUUCAUAGGUGUAAUUUUCUCUGCAACUGUUUACAGCUUUUACCUCUUUUCGCCACUGGCAUAUGGAAUGUCAGGACCAUCUGCUUCUGAUCCCAACAGCACAAUGUAUGGCCUAAGAUGGAUUGAAUCAUGGGAGUUCUAAAUAUUAAUUCUAUUUCAGAAGCCAUAACUAUGGUUUGAAUGUAUUUAAAUUGGAAUAAUGUUGCCUGAUGUUUAGUCCCUUCACCUAUUUUGUGGACUUCAGUCAAACUGAAUGCCAUAGUUCUGCGUCUGGAAGAUACUUCUCUAUCAUUGGUCUUUUUUGUAUAACCCCCCACUGCUUCAGUAUUUCUUUAUCUGUACCCAGCAUUUGUACUGACAGCAUGAUAUCUCCAUUAAAUAUGUUUAGAGCAUUUCCCAGAAUCUACUGUUUUAGAAGAUAUAUGGUAGUAUAGACUCUAUGUAGUGUUUCUUUCUCCCACAUAUAUGAAGCAGAUGAGUAAGAUGUUCCAUAUGAUGUGCAGAUAUUACUUAAAACAUCCAACUUUUUAGCAGGUGAAGGGGCUAACCAAUGUAAAAUAUACAUAAUACUUCAUUCCAGUUUAUGUAAAAAUCUUUCGAAUAUUUGGUGAUAGCUGAAAACUUGGUAACUAACAGCGUAAGUUUAUCAGUAUUGUAAUGCUUCCCCUGUAUAUUUUGAAUCCAGAAGUAUUAUUUUUAUAAAGUCUUCCUGAUCUGUUUUUAUAAAGCAGAAUAGUGUUAGGAUUUCAGGGCAGCAAUAUACCAAACUGAUUAACAGUAUUUUUAAUCUAGGAUCUCACUGCAACAAAGGUAAUAUAACUGAUGAUGUAACAUGGAUGGAAUUAUAGAAAUAUUAACUGUGCCUGUAGUUUUGUAUGGGUGCAAAACAUGGUCUCUUACAUUAAAGGAAGAACAUAAAUGUUAGGUUUUUGAGAAGAGUGAGUGCUGAGGAAUACCUGUGGACAAAGUGAUGCUGGGGUGGGUGUUCUCUGAGUACUCUGGUUUCUGCAGUCAAUUCUCAUUCCACCAACUGCUUCACAUUCACUACUUAAUCUAUCAUCGAUGAUACAGUCUUAAUACACAACAAUAAACAAUAAACUGAAGAAAGAAACAUUUACAAGUUAUAACACACUAAGAAGUAGAAACAAAAGUGUGAAGUUAAUCAUUUAUUACACUAAAUCAGGCUGAUCCUGUAAGAAAAGAUCUGAAAUUCUUGAACUAAUAAUGCCUACAAUUUAUACAAGAAUACUGAUUAUUUAAUACAUGUAACUGAAUUUAUAUGUGACUUUGUAUUACUUUGGAUAUAAUAUAUUUUUUUACACUGAA
Messenger RNA from Cryptotermes secundus, 3479 nucleotides. RefSeq names its product protein O-mannosyl-transferase 2 (gene twisted). Bases 133 to 2295 code for a protein of 720 amino acids. The transcript has 18 exons. Gene Ontology annotation, molecular function: dolichyl-phosphate-mannose-protein mannosyltransferase activity. The record is from RefSeq and is a predicted model, not a curated record. Gene Ontology annotation, biological process: protein O-linked glycosylation via mannose. Gene Ontology annotation, cellular component: endoplasmic reticulum; membrane. Lineage: Eukaryota; Metazoa; Arthropoda; Insecta; Blattodea; Kalotermitidae.